Labeo rohita (rohu) is the source of this 1789-nucleotide messenger RNA. Its product is annotated as B-cell receptor CD22-like. The record is from RefSeq and is a predicted model, not a curated record. Lineage: Eukaryota; Metazoa; Chordata; Actinopteri; Cypriniformes; Cyprinidae. The transcript is spliced from 10 exons. The coding region runs from base 6 to 1766 and encodes 586 amino acids.
UGGUCAUGAGUGUUGGUGAAACAGUUGUUGCUAUGGUGAUGUCAGUCAGAAUGGUUUCUCCUCUUCCUCUGAUCUUCCUGCUCAUGAUUCACGGGGUUUCUAGUGCUGAUUGGGGUGUGAGUUACAGUCAUUCACACAUCUGUGCAUUAAAGGACUCAUCAGUGAUAAUGAGCUGCACUUAUACAUACCCUACUGGAUAUCAGAUCAAUAAAGUAUUCUGGACCAAAACAAAUGUUGGAGAGUUUCCAGAUCUGUUUGAGGACCCUGAAUAUAGUCAGAGGCUUCAGUAUCUGGGAGAUAAACAGCAGAACUGCACCAUCAGACUGAAUCAUGUGACACUGAAAGAUUCACUCGAGUACAGUUUCAGAUUCACUACUAAUGUAACAGAAGGAAGAUGGAUUGGUAAACCAGGAGUGAGUCUUACUGUCACAGAUCUUCAGGUGGAGUCUCCUGAGAGAGUGACAGAGGGAGAUUCAGUCCGUCUGACAUGUAAAAGCAGCUGCACUCUGACUGACAGAGCAACAUUCAUCUGGUACAGAAACUCACAGCCAUUAACUGAGAGAAGAGACAGAAACAAUGAACUCCUGCUGCUGUCAGUCAGAAGAGAGGAUGCAGGCAGAUAUAGCUGUGCUCUACAUGGACACACUUACAUCUCUCCUGCUGUUCAUCUCAAUGUCAUGUAUCCUCCAAAGGACAUCUCAGUGUCCAUCAGUCCAUCUGCUGAAUUAGUGGAAGGUGAUUCAGCGACUCUGAUCUGCAGCAGUGAUUCAAACCCACCUGCAGAAAUCAGCUGGUUUAAGGAGAAUCAAUCCUCAUCUGUUGGAUCUGGACAGAGUUUCAGUGCACUACAGAGUGGACGCUUCUACUGUGAGGCUCACAAUCAACAUGGAUCUCAGAGAUCAGAUGCUGUUACUGUCACUGUUAAAGAUGCACCACAACGUGUCUCCGUGUCCAUCAGUCCAUCUGGUGAAAUAGUGGAGGGAGAUUCAGUGACUCUGACCUGCAGCAGUGAUUCAAACCCACCUGCAGAAAUCAGCUGGUUUAAAGGAAGAAAGUUUGUAGCAUCUGGAAGAAUCUACAGCAUCUCAAAGAUCAGCUCUGAUCACAGUGGAGAAUACAAGUGCAAGUCCAGAAAUAAACAUGGAGAGAAAUACUCUGAUGCUGUGACUUUAAACGUCUUGUAUCCUCCCAGGAAUGUCUCAGUGUUCAUAAAUGGAUUUGGUGAAAUAGUGGAGGGAGAUUCAGUGACUCUGACCUGCAGCAGUGAUUCAAACCCACCUGCAGAAAUCAGCUGGUUUAAAGGAAGAAAGUUUGUAGCAUCUGGAAGAAUCUACAGCAUCUCAAAGAUCAGCUCUGAUCACAGUGGAGAAUACAAGUGCAAGUCCAUCAAUAAACAUGGAGAGAAAUACUCUGAUGCUGUGACUUUAAACAUCAUGUACCCACCCAGGAAUGUCUCAGUGUACAUAAAUGGAUCUGGUGAAAUAACAGAAGGUGAUUCAGUGACUCUGAUCUGCAGCAGUGAUUCAAACCCACCUGCUCUGAACUUCAGCUGGUUUAAGGAGGAUGAAUCCUCAUCUGUUGGAUCUAGACAGAGUUUCAGUGCACUACAGAGUGGACGCUUCUACUGUGAGGCUCACAAUCAACAUGGAUCACAGAGAUCAGACGCUGUUACUGUCACUGUUAAAGGACGUCUGGUGAUAUUGUACAUGUCCAUUGGAGUGGUUGGUGGAGCUGCAGUUAUCAUCACGAUGUUGCUGAUUCGAUGAAUCUUUCCGGACCUGAUUAUGAC